Rhinolophus ferrumequinum (greater horseshoe bat) is the source of this 2820-nucleotide messenger RNA. RefSeq names its product kinesin family member 25 (gene KIF25). The coding region runs from base 399 to 1550 and encodes 383 amino acids. Gene Ontology annotation, molecular function: microtubule motor activity; microtubule binding; ATP hydrolysis activity. Lineage: Eukaryota; Metazoa; Chordata; Mammalia; Chiroptera; Rhinolophidae. Gene Ontology annotation, biological process: microtubule-based movement. The transcript is spliced from 9 exons. Gene Ontology annotation, cellular component: kinesin complex; microtubule. The record is from RefSeq and is a predicted model, not a curated record.
CCUCUCACGUGUUCCCUCGUUUGGGCCUUGUAUUUCCACGAGGCCGGUGGGCUGACACCCGCCCUGCAGAACCUGGAGUCCAGCUGUCUGUCCAAGGAAACGGCUCUGACCCGGGCCGUUCCCGUCCUGAAAGGGAUCCAGAGCCCGAAGGCUUGGAAAAGAGGAAAUGAUUCUGAAAGCCCAAGGAGAACGAGGCUCACCUGUGAGAAGCAGGGCUGUGUGUGGACGAGGAGGGGGUAGGAUGGGCAGGAAAGAACAUUCCAGCUGUGUUUGCAAAAGUUCAAGUUUGCCCUUGGCGUCAUUUCUGAUGUUCUUUAAAAUGCAGCGAUCAUACUGUGGGAUGACAUUCUAAGGACCCUGGGGAGCUUCUGGAUUCUGGCUUGUUUUCAUGGCUUUUCAUGUUCCUUCCGUGGUGUCCCUGGAGCUUUUGGGAAACCGUCCUGGUGAAAUGUAGUCGGCCUGGUCACCCUUCCAUCAAUAAGACAUUUACUUUUGAAAGGGUUUACGGGCCAGCUGAACCCCAGAAAGAGGUGUUUGGAGACGUGCACCCCCUGCUGACAUCUCUCUUAGACGGGUACAACGUUUGCAUCAUGGCCUACGGACAGACGGGGAGCGGCAAGAGUUACACCAUGCUGGGCCCGCACUCUGAAGAGGGGCCUGUCCUGCCCCUGGAGUGUCACAGCGACUUGGGGCUUGUCCCCAGAGCGACUGAGGAACUCUUCAGGCUUAUUUCAGAAAACCCGUCAAGGAAGGCAAAGGUUGAGGUCUCCAUCGUGGAAGUUUAUAACAACGACGUUUUUGACCUUCUGGCCGAGGAUACUUGCACAGCGCUGCCUGGGCUCAAGUGCGAGGUGUUGACGACCAAGGAGGGCAGGAAGGAGGUGUCGCCGCUGACCUGCGUGUCUGUCUGCAGCGCCCAGGAAUGCAUGACGCUUGUCGGUGCAGGUCUGCAGCUCAGGGCUACGCGAGCUACGGCAGUGCACGCACAUUCUUCUCGAUCUCACCUGAUAAUAACGGUGACUCUCACCACAGCCCCCUACUGUGACAGCUCUGCAGACCGAGGGUCAGAUCCAUCACUGCUCACGGAGCCUGACUGCCCCGCGCCCCAGCAGCCUGCGACAGGGGGGCGGCGGAGCACUCACCACAGAGCCCUGAGUGUGUCCCCGGGGGCCCCGCCUGCAUGCACCGCCGGGCACACUGAGCAGGUGUGCGCCACACUGCACCUGGUGGACCUGGCGGGCAGCGAGUGUGUUGGUGUGUCUGGAGUGACAGGGUCAGCCCUUCGUGAAACUUCCUUUAUAAACCGGAGCCUGGCCGCCCUUGCAGACGUCCUGGGGGCCCUGUCAGAGCGCCGAGGCCACAUCCCCUACAGGAACAGCAAGCUCACCCACAUGCUGCAGGGCGCGCUCGGAGGUGACGCAAAGUUGCUGGUGAUUCUGUGUGUGUCCCCCUGCCAGAAGCAUGUGGCUGAGACGCUGCAGAGCCUAGGGUUCGGGGCGCGUGCCCGGCAGGCAGAGCGGGGCCGCCCAGUCCCCCGGAAACCCCAGUGAAGGAGAGGCAGCUUUCCUCCCUUAAUGUGUUUCCUUCCAUUAAUCUAUAUGUAAUAUUUGUACCCUUAAAAUAAACUGCCUUUGGACUUGGUAAACCUCAUGGUUUCCAAGGGAACGGCCAUAAACAAUGACAGAAGCCAGAGCGUAAGCAGGGACCCCAGGAAGAAGAGGCUAUCGGGCAGCCUCCCUCAGCCAGGCGGGGUCCUCACGGCGCACCCCCGGGGCAGAGGGAAGGGCCUGAGCUGAGCCUGCUCUGCCAGCUCCCUCUUUUGCAAAAGUCCCCGCUCUGAGCAGGUUCUGGAACCAGACUCGGGCCCUGGUGGUGGCCCUGUGUCCCAACAUAUUCCGUAGCCCUUCAGCCCAUGUUGUCUGCGCAGUGAGGCCACUGGGAGGUGCCAGGACAGGCAGACGCCCCCGACAGCAGACGUCUGUAAUAAUCCUCCUCAUGUCACGCAUCUUCUGUUGUCCGCUGUCCAAGCCGCCAUCCCAGAGCUGGGCAGGAUGUGUGACGCAUGCUGGGACCCUGGGCUCCAGCCUUGAGGGUCUGCAGACGGACAGAACAUGCUCAGGGAACCUGGAUAGGGAGCACGGUGUGCCUUUACGUCCCGGACUCUUCGAGCAGUUGUUACUGACUGGAAUCGAUGGCCAGGGCAGGCUCAGCCUGUGUCCCAUCGUCCUCCAGAGUGGCAGCUGUCCACCCGUGACCGGGGCCUGUGGCUGAGUGUUAGCGAAGACGUGCCUACUUCGCCAUUCAGUUUUAGCCGAAUGCCGUGUUUUCUUCGGUUUUAACCAUUCUGAGACAUGCCCACCGGCUCCCUCAGGCUGCAGAGGGGCCGUCCACCAUGGGGGACUGUCCGAGUGGCUCUCUGCACGUCACCUGUCAUCCCGAGGGAUGGGAGUGUGUGGAGACAGAGGGCAGUCCUCGGCGGGGGGCGGUGGGGGGGUGAUUGGAGCCUGUGCUGCCGCGUGCAUCCUGGGCAAAGCCCCCAGCCUCGCAGACCCCAGAACCAGGACGGGGAUCGACGUGCCCACGUCUGCCCCAUACCUGCCCCCCAUAUAAACGCAACGAUGGUGGGUAUAGGGUGGAGGGCACACAGGCCGGUGAGUGGACCCAGGCCCUGCCAUCCCUGGGGCAAGUCUGAUACAAGGGUUCCCAGGGGAGGGUCCUCCAGGUGCCUGUCAUCACUUUGGGGACUGUGCCCUUCCGGCUUGUUCCUCCCUCCAGGUGGAGCUGCUCACCUGGGACGACUGCGGUCCUCAUGCCCUCAUG